This is a messenger RNA of Prunus mume (Japanese apricot), 1899 nucleotides long. RefSeq lists its product as uncharacterized. Lineage: Eukaryota; Viridiplantae; Streptophyta; Magnoliopsida; Rosales; Rosaceae. Gene Ontology annotation, molecular function: zinc ion binding. The record is from RefSeq and is a predicted model, not a curated record.
CACAAAUCCGUUUUGGCAUUUGCUUUGCUUUUCUUGAGCCUUGAGAGAGCUCCAUGAGUCUGACUGUGAGCUGCCUCCUUCUCCUUCACUCUUCUCUCUCUCAUCUGCCACUUGUCCAUAUAUCUCUCUGCCUUUUCAGCUCCUCUGCACUGUCUCCCUGGUGGGUUUUGGUGGUUUUUGCAGGACCAAGAGCAGAGCUUUCUCAGAAUUCAUUUACGUGAAGAAAAUUAAGCGGCCUUUGCUGGGACCGAGCUAUGGCAACUGGAGAAGAAACCGUUGCUAAAGAAAAUGAUGGUGGCAUUUCCACCAACAAAGCUGGCCCUUCAAUCCAAAAGGGUGGAGACGCCGCUGAGAUAAUUGAAGAAGCUCCUCCUGGUCAACCAUGGAGACGACAGAACCUCAUCUUACAGAUACCUUCAAGAAGUCUUGAGGAUGCCAAAGAAGAUUUUGUGAGAAUAAACAUGCCCCCAACGCCGAGUCUCACUCCCAAAAGAGUAAACUUCUCCCCAUUACCCAGCCCUAGUUUAGCCAAAAUCAGUGGGUCCCCAGGGCCCUCAUCAUCAAAAGCUAAAUCAACCAUAAAAAGCCUCCUUCCAAAACUAAGUUUCAAACAUCGGAACACUACUUCAGAGAUUCAGAAGGCUGCCACUCUAGCCCUGGGAGGCUUACCUGCAGGGACACGUGAGAAGCCUUUAAUUUCAAGGACAUGGUCCUUUACAAAGCUUUUGACUCCUAGAAUGAAAAAUGCAUCAUCCUUGCCUGUAACUCCAAUUGCUCACUCAAAUCCAGAGUCUAUGCAUGGAGGGAACACAAUUGAUGUGCUCGGUUCUGUUAAAGGAGAGGCCCAACUACCCAUUCAUCGUUCACAAUCAGUCCCUGUGAUUAAUAAAGAUGGAAGUAUAUAUUUAAGUGGUGUCAUUCGUGUAAUUCCCACCACACCACAAAUGCCUGAGAGGGCUGUCACGACAACUUCAAGCACAUCCCCAGUAACUGACACUGAUGGAAGUGAUGAUGGCGGUGAAGAUAUUGCUGUAGAAGAAGCUGUUUGUCGAAUUUGCUUAGUUGAACUAGGUGAAGGUGCUGAAACCCUCAAGAUGGAGUGCAGUUGUAAAGGUGACCUUGCUCUUGCCCACCAAGAAUGUGCUGUCAAAUGGUUCAGCAUUAAAGGUAAUAAAACAUGUGAUGUAUGCAAGCAAGAGGUUCAGAACCUACCCGUCACACUUUUACGAAUUCAAAAUGUUCAGACCCUUAAUUCUCGAGCACGUAGAGCACAGCAGACUGAGGUUACUCAAUAUAGGGUUUGGCAGGAUGUUCCCAUCCUUGUCAUAGUCAGCAUGCUUGCUUACUUCUGUUUUCUUGAGCAGCUUCUGGUGGGCAAAAUGGGAUCGGGUGCAAUUGCUCUCUCUCUUCCUUUUUCCUGCAUAUUGGGUCUUUUGGCAUCCAUGACAUCAACCACAAUGGUGAGAAGAAAAUUUGUCUGGGUUUAUGCAACUACUCAGUUUACACUGGUGGUUCUCUCAGCACAUGUACUCUAUUCAUUGCUUCACAUGCAUGCAGUUCUGUCUGUUCUCCUUGCCACUUUUAUGGGGUUUGGAGUUACAAUGUGUGGAAAUUCUAUUAUUGUUGAGGCUUUUAGAUGGAGAGAAAGAUGGCUUUUUCAGUCCAAUCGACAGCGUGGUUCUCGGGGGGUGACGCAGCCGAAUCAAUCACCAGAGAAUGCACAAGAAGCGCAAACGAAUCCUCAACAGCUUGAAAAUGAAACUCAAGUUGCAGAAGCUAUUCAUGGCAGCUGACUUCUGUACUUUAACAUGCAUUAAAACCAUAGUUGCAUACUAGGAGGGGCUGUAAAUAAAUAUAGAACAUGUUAAGAGUAGUUGUAUAUAAACUAUUUCGCAUGUA